Messenger RNA from Lizanozyma spartinae, 192 nucleotides. RefSeq lists its product as uncharacterized. Bases 1 to 192 code for a protein of 63 amino acids. Gene Ontology annotation, biological process: proton motive force-driven ATP synthesis. NCBI's taxonomy places the organism in Eukaryota, Fungi, Ascomycota, Pichiomycetes, Serinales, Debaryomycetaceae. The transcript has a single exon. Gene Ontology annotation, molecular function: proton-transporting ATP synthase activity, rotational mechanism. The record is from RefSeq and is a predicted model, not a curated record.
AUGUCUUCUGCUGCUAUUGCUAAGCAAGCUGGUAUUUCCUUAAACAAGUCUAUGGCCAUUGCGGCCAGAGCUGUCAGAGCUGCUUUGAAGCCCGAAUUCAAGAUUGCUGCUGAAAAGAGAGGUGUGUCUGAAGCCAAGGUUGUUUCCUUUGAGAAUGGUGCUGCUGGAGAAGUUAAGCCUUUACAAGGAUAA